Messenger RNA from Ilex paraguariensis (yerba mate), 549 nucleotides. The record is from the annotation of a GenBank genome assembly. NCBI's taxonomy places the organism in Eukaryota, Viridiplantae, Streptophyta, Magnoliopsida, Aquifoliales, Aquifoliaceae.
AUGAAACCACCAAUUGCGCAUAACAUCACCAACAUACUACCCUCAUCAACUAAUCCUUUGGCCAAUUUGACCGCCGACGAUGACCCAACUGCUGGCCUAGACCUACCCCUGGACCCUCCUCUUGGUGCACACACCUAUAUAGACGGAGUUAUUCAUCACCCCACUGCCAGCGACCUACAUCACGUUGACUUUGCUGCCAUCUCCAACGUAGCACUGGCCGCCCCCACUGGUGCAUGCAUAGAGAGUUGUUGGUGCAAAGGCAAGGAGGUUUUGGUUAGUUCCUUGGCUUUAGCUCAAUCACUUGAUUUGCGGCCAAUUAAUUUAUCUCCUAAUUUUAGUGUUGCUGAACCUAGACAUUAUAUAGAACCACGUGCACAAACAAAUAUUGCAAGAGAUUUUGUUGCUACACGUGAGGAUAAGCAUGAUAAUGGGGAUUCUUUGGCUUUUGGCCAUAAAAAUGGGCAUGUUGUGCAUGAUUUACCACCCAUAAGUGAUACCAUAUGCCAGCCCCAUAAUUCGAAAGAUAAGCAUACUCAGCCCAUCUCUUAA